This is a messenger RNA of Symbiodinium pilosum, 535 nucleotides long. The record is from the annotation of a GenBank genome assembly. Lineage: Eukaryota; Dinophyceae; Suessiales; Symbiodiniaceae.
AUGGAGCCUCUAAUUGAGCCCCGGCAUCUUGCAGAGUGGCCGGGUGCUGUUAGCAGCAGGUUCACAGACAAGUUCACGGGCCUGCCUCUGUGCAGGAAGAAGGUUGAUGCCAACAACGCUGCCGGGGAGCCAACAGGGCUCGCAAGGCAGGGCUUCAGCCAGUUCUUCGCAGAUACGGAGGGGCUGAAGAUCUGCCAGGGCCGGAAGUACAUUCCAGUCUCCACGGGGGAGAACUACCAGUGGCGGCCCUCCAAGAGGCAGCUAUCAGAGCCGGGCCUACACAACAUCGAGAAGAACGAGGGCAAGCUACGGGUGCAGCCUCCCCCGACCCAGGUUUUCUCUAUUCCGGAGCGUCGCCAUGUCCGUAUGGUGGAGUCUAAGGAGGAGUAUGGAGACCUCGCGGUUGGCAAAGGAAUCGUUCACCGGGCCCCCGGUCUCCGCGCCGCAGAAGUUGCAGCCAGGGAGGUGGAUGUCACCGUGGAGAUGCAGCGCAAGGCCAGAAACCAGGAGCUGGACUUGAAGCACAAUGGCAUAG